AUGAAUAGAGAUAAAUCUUAUAGUUCAAAAUCAUUUUUUAGCAUUAGGGAAAAAGGAAAAUCAUAAAAUGCAAUCUAAUUAGGAUAUUCUUCAACGAACAGAAAAAUUUAGCUUGAUGGAGGAGAAGCAAUAUUAAUAUCAGGAGUAAAACCUGAAUAAUUGUCAAAUUAAAUUAAUACUCGAAGAUAUAAUGUUAAAAAUUUUUUUCCUUUAACGCUCUUUUAAUUUUUUUAACGCAAGUUCCUUUUAAUACACAUGAUUAUAAUGAUUAUAAGUAUUGGAGUAGAUGACGGUAAUAAUUUUACAAUAGAUAGGUUGUAGUUAUUCGCAGUUUACAUAGUACCAAUUUUGAUAUCUUAUACAACAUACAUUCUGCUAUUGCUUAGAGUGGAGUAGAAUAAAAGCACAUUUGAUAAAACAACUAAUGAACGCUAAAGUUUAGUAUUUAAUAAGCAUAGAAACAAAUUAUUUGAAGCUCACCAGAAUGUUGUAGAGCAGUAAAUAAAUUUAUCUGAUUUGAAAAAAUGGAAAGACAUAGAAGUUGGAGAUAUCAUCAUUAUUUAUAAGGACGAACAUUGCCCAUGCGAAGUACUCUUGCUUGAUUUUUAAGGAGAGCAUUGCAUUCUCGAUAUGCACCAAAUAAAUGGGAAUACAAUUUACAAAAAAAUUAAACCAUUAAAAGUGACAAGAUCUUAAUAAUAAACAAAAAACAAAGGAAGUUAAAUAGAUUUUAGGAAAAUGUUUAAGGGUUAAAUAGAAUAUAGCAAAAACGAACAUAAUGAAAUUAAAGGAUACAUCAAACUAAAGUAAGAUCCUUAAGUUGAGUAAUUUUCAGAAGAAAACAUUAUUCCUAGGGCAGCUAUUAUUAAAUAAGAAUGGGUAUUUGGAAUUGCUCUAUACACAGGAUUGGAGUGUAGACUAUUCAAACAUUAAAAUAACAGCUUCACUAAAGAAAAUGAUUCUUUCUUUCUUAAUAAAAUCCAAUUCUUCUGUCUAUUUAACUAUUUACUUUUUGUUCCAAUAUUAGUUCAAAGGUUAAUUUUAUAAUCGAGUAGUUCAUGCUAUAAUAAUUUAGAUAACGAUGCAAAAUUUUAUUUUACAAACUUUAAUAUGAAGUAGCUAUUUAUAACAGUUACAGAUACAUUACCACUGUUUCCUAUAGUUGUUUAUAUAAUAAUUGACUUCAUAACAUUAAUUGAGAUUUGCCUUCAAAAUUAGGAAAUUGUUAUUCAGGAUAAUAAAAAAUUUUUGAGAUUGAAAUCACUAGCUGAAGUUAAAAACUCAAGAAAACCUAUACAAAGUUUUGAAAAUAGCGCUGCCUAAUAAAAUAUAUAACCAAUUCAUUCAUAAUAAUAACUUAAUAAGUUGUAGUUUUAAUAGUCAAAUCAAUAAAGCUACACAGUUGUAUAAAAUUCAAGAGACAAAAGUGUUAGCAUAGUUAAUCAUUUAAGUAACCACAAAAAGACUAAUAAAUGCUUCAAUUAUUUUAAGAGAAAAUAUUUCAAGAUGCUUGAGUUUUUAUAAUAAUUGAAAAUCCAAUUCUAAGUUAUGUAUAGCCAAAAAUUUUUUUAUCCUUAAUUUAGAAUAAGAGAAGCUAUUCCUAUUGCAGAUUUAUCAGUUACAACUCAUGUUAUUAUUGGAAAAACGAAUGUCAUCAGCUAUCCUUAUUCUUCUGAUGUGUGCAAAAUACUAUACGGAGAUAACCAGUAUAAGUUAAUUCCUGAAAAGGUAUCAUAAAAAUAUGAGGAUUUUAUGAAGAAAUACCAAGAAUUACAAUAGAAAAUAAAAAAUAAUAAAUCAAAUAAACACAGUACUUUAAAUUUCAAGAAAAAAAGAGCUUCUUAAAGAGAAAAGACUGAAAUGGCUAAAACUCUUGAUUACGAUAAGCUAGGAUUUUCAGACAACAAAGCAAUGAGUGAAGAUAAAAUUAAUUUAUUCAACACCUUAGGCUAAUCUGCAAUUGAUGAUCUGUUUGAUAGAGGGAAUAAAUUAAAUGAUAGCACUGGCAGGGUUAAACGAAAGAGAGAAAGCAGUGCUGAAAAAAAUAUAUAUCACUCAGACAGCAAGUAAGCAUUUUAAAGAUCUUAUAGUAUGAAUAAUUUACAAGAGAGCCCAGAAUUUAGAUCUAGUAUUCGUUCUAAUAAUUAAUUAAAUCAUAUGGUUAGUGCUAAUAAUAAUAACUUGAAAAAAGGUUUUGAGAGUAUUAUUCUAGAAGAGAGUAAUCAUUCAAUCAAAACAAAGUAAGGAAAUGGUGGAAACAGUAAUAAAAAUGGUAACUUUUAUGACAUGAAUAACACCGUUUCUGACAAAAUCCAUUCUCUAGCUAGCAAUUUAAUAAAGGAUUCUGACCCUCAUUUUGAAGGAAUUUUUUAAGUAGAAAAUAAAUAGGCAGGAUAAGAAGGGCUAUCUAAUGGUUAAAAAAGAGGAAGUCAAUUAUAAAACCAACCUAAUUCUCAUAUUAAUAACUUAACCAUCCUUGUUAAUAAAAUAGAUGGAGUUGGCAGUUAAAAUAAAAUUUUACAUUAGAAUUCAAACACUGAAACAAACAUAAAGGGAGAACUAUCAUCAACAAACAGAUCAAAAUCGAUUUAAAAAGAGAAAUCAAAUAUUUCUGAUUAUGAAGAUAUUGUAAACAUAAGCAAUAAUUAGAUAAAUUCAUUGACUAAUUACUAAAAAAAUAACCCAAAAUAAUUUACUUUUACUAAAGAUGAAAUUUAAAUUAAAAAUAGUAGAAGGUCAAGUAAAAAUAAUUAGCAAAAAACAAGCUUAGAAUUAGACGACUUAGAUAUACCUUGUGAAAAUGAAUUGUAAGAUAAAACAGAAGAAUUAAAUAAAGUAAAAGGCCAAAAUGAUAAAAGAUUGAACUUUUCUCCUACUUUUUUUGAAAAUAAAAAUGAUUUUAGGUAAAAUGUAGUAAGCAAUAAAAUAAUUUAUGAGCCAGAAACUUUGCGUCAUUUAAUAGAUGAGAAUUUUGAAGAUCCAGAAAUAAAGUAUCCUUACUUUUCAAAACCUCCAUCUUAAAACUCUAGGGUUUUUGGUUUGGGUGGUGGUGAUAAUUCUUAAGAUUCAGAUCAAAAUAAUAACUAAGUCAAUUUAGGAUAAAACCUUAAAAUUAAUGAAAUUAAUAAAAAUUUAAAUACAAAACCUUCCAAAAAUUAAGCUGCUGAUAUUAAUGGAUUAAAUGAAGCUUAUGAAAUAUCUGAAAUCCCUUCUGAAAAAGUAUCUUAAAGUGCAAAGAUAGUCUAUAAAAAAUAAAAAGAUACUAGAAAUAAUGAGUUUAGUCCUGAUUCUAUUGAAGGAAGUGGUUAAAUAAAUUCUGAAAUGAGCGAGAAAGCAAAAUUAAACAUCCUUAACUCUCAAAAUAGCUUGAAUAUCAAUUUUUCAGCUUAAAAAAAGUUUAUCAAUUCAAAUAGUUUUUAGCAGGACAAAGGCACUCCUUCACAAGAUGAAAGGGAACUGUUUUUUACAAAUUAAUCAACUUCAAACAAAAAAGAAAUUAUGAUUAAUUCUAAUCAGUCAAAUAAGCAAAGAUCAUAAAGUUAGUAAGCGAAUCCUCUUCCUUUCACAAUAGAAGAAAAAGAUGAAGAAUAUAAUAAAACACUUCUUUAAUAAACUCAGAACAAAGAUUAAUUUUCUAAUAGUUCUAACCCUUCUGAAAAACUUACAAACCAAAGCAAGAAAUUAUCAAUUGAGAUAAAUGCUUUAAAAGAAAUUUCAAGGCGCUUUUCUCUUGAAGAAAGUCUUUUAAGUAGGUCAUCCAAAAAUCCAUCUAAUCGCUUUGGAAACUACAAUAAAUAAUCCACUAUUUUUAAUUUACUUGCUUCUAAUCAUAAUAAUACAAUAUCUGGAAGCAUUUAAUUUUCUAUGGGAAACUAAGGUAACAUUUUUACAAGAAGAGAUAGUCAAUUCAAGCCUGGUGGUUUAAAUUCAGAAGAAACUCCAAGGGAUAAAAAAAAAUCCCUUAAAAUAGAUAUGUCUAAGAUCGAAGAUUAAAAUUAUGUAAAAUUCUUAAACAUAAUCAAUAAAGAAGAAAAUAGUGGUACUCAUCAAUAGUAAAAUAUUUCUGGAGAAUUAGAAGACUAAAGAGUGUUUUUAAAUAAUAAUAAUAAUAAUAACCACAAUAAUGGUAACUCAUUAGAAAGUCCUUAAUUAGGUAAAUUUAUGAAUCUUCCAUGGGAAAAAUAAGAUUCUGGUAAGAAACCAGGAAGUGCAAAAGAUUUUAAUGAUUUAAAUUCAAUGGAAUCACUGAGAGGUGGAAGCAGAAGUAGGCAAUACCAACUUUCAAUUCAUUCAAGAGAUUAAGAAAAUUAAAAAAUAGAGAGAAAACCUAUGAAAUAAUUUACUUUUUAAACAAGAUAAGUAGCUAGUUCAUCAAUUAGAUAAGAAAAGCCAUUUGAUUCUAUCAGUAAUACAAUAAAUGAAUCAAAUUUAUAAGAUAAUAGCUAAAAUUAGAAUCAUUAGUAGAUUUAUGAGUCGUAUAAUAAUAACAAUAACAACAAUAAUAAGAAAUAAGAUCAGCAAGCUUAACUAAAUUCAAGCGAUAAAUAUAAUUCUUCUAUCGGAGGUCUUCAUAAAAAAUCAUUUUAGAUUGAGUUAUACAGUAGCGAAAAUCACUUCGAUUUAAUUGAGAAUAAGAAUGAAGGAGAAGAAGAUGAAGAUAUUGAAGAAAAUGGAAAUAAUGAACUUGAAAUUGAAAGUGAAGAAGAAAUAAGUCCUCAAGAAAAAUUAAAUACGAAAAGCGAAUAAAAGAAAAUAAAUUAAAAAUAAAAGAAAUUUUUAAAGAAUAACAGUGAGUUAAAUUCCAAGAAUGAAUCAUUAAAUGAAAUUAAAAGUGACAUCAAUCACUUGCAUAAUGAAAACAACAAUAACAACGUUGAUGCAGAAAAUAUUUCAAUUGAAAAAAAUAAUUAAAUCACUCCUUAAAGAAAAAAAUCUUAUAAAAAUUUAAAUAAAUCUACUAUGCCUAAGUUGCAUAUAAAGAGAGAAAGCCUAGAAAUGGGUUAGCUCUCAUCUAGAUUAAAUCUUUCACCUAUUAAGACGUCUCAUAAUAAAUUUUUUGGUAAUAACAGAAACGGAAAACCAAAAUUAUUACCUCAAAAAUCUCUUCAAAUAGAUUCUAACAAAAGCUCUAGAUCUGCUUCAGUUAAUUUUGCAAAAAUGCAGGCAUUUUAAGAAUAGAGCAUACCUAAAGAUACAGAUAAAUUUUUGGAACAUUAUAUCAAAGAAAAUUCAACUUAUAGAAAAUAAAUUAGAACAUCAUUAAAAUGUCUUGUUUUAUGUCACCAAACAGUUACUAAGUUUGACAUUGAUAAAAAUUAAUUAAUUCAUACAUUUUACAAUGAAGAUGAAGAGAUGAUACUAAGGUUUUGUAAAAAUUUAGGAUACACUUUUAAGUGUUAAAAUCUAAGAUUAAAAGAGGAUAGAAUAUUUGCACAAGAAUAUAUCAUUUAGAUAUAGUCUCAAAAGAAAAAAUAUGAAGUAAUUGCAUUCCACAGAAGAAAAUUUAGAUUUAGUAUAUUAAUAAAACGAAAAAAUGGCGCGGACUUAAUAAUGAGAGAAGAGCUAAGAACUGUGCCGCUUUAUUUAGACUACUAAAGAGACUUGAUGGCAAAAAUAAUUCAUAAAAAUAUGCAAAAUGGAUUUAGAAGUGUCUUAAUAUCUAAAUACUCCUUAAGCAAAGACGAAACUGAUCGCUUUGUCAGUUAGCUAGAAAAUCUUCAAACUAAUAUUGUGAAAGAAAAAGAGGCUUUGGACAAACUAUUUGGUGUGUUUGAGGAAAAAGAAAGUGGAAUGCAGUUCGUCACACUCCUAGGAGUAAAAGAGAAGUUAAAGGAAAAUACUGAAUUAUUUUUGGAUUCUCUUUACAAUAAUAAAAUAAAAACUUGGAUGUUGACUGGAGAGCAGUAUACUAGAGCUCUUUCCUCUGCAUACUUAAGCAAAAUUAUAAAACCAGAAGACUUCAAAAAUCAAAAUAAUUUAAUAAAUAUUCACUUUGAGUCGAACGACUAUGAUGAUAUUAAAUUUAUAAUUAGAAGAAAUUUAGAGAAGGUUCAAACUUAAUUAUUGGGUGAGGACCAAGAAAAGAAUUCUGCCUUCCAUAGUAAAGAUAAUCACACUAAAUUCCAAAGAAAAAAGUCAAGAGUCAUCACUGUAGACUCUAAUUAGCUAGAAUAACAGCUCUAGUUUUAAAUAAUUAUUAAAGGUGAUGUUUUAAAAACUAUUUUAGACGAUGAAAUUUAUUUAAAGAACCACUUCCUUUUCUUAUGUCAUUUCUGUAAGGGUUUUGUUGCCUAUGAGAUCGAUUCUGACACAAAGCAGAUGCUUCUUAAUACACUUAAAUCAUAAGAAGCACCAUAAAGAUUCCUUGCUAUUACGAAUGAUCGAGGACUUUCAAAUACUGCUCACUUUUCUGUGGAAAUUGAAAAUCCAAAAACUUCUUGCCCAUAUGUUUCUGAUCUGACUGUAGACAGCUUUUAGGAUUUAUAUAAAUUAAUUUUUAUGCAUGGAAGGAGAUAGGCUGAUUUUAUAAAUAUGAUUUUAAAUCUUUAAAUUUAUAGAUAAAUGCUUUUUUACUUAAUUUACUUGAUUACAGAAGAUAAGUAUUGUUUGGAAGGUGAAAACACAAUGAAUUAAGUUGAAAUAUCAGUCUACAAUUACUUAUUGAACUUUUUUUCACUUUUUCCUUUGUUUAUUUAUUAUUUUAAUCCCUCUAAUCCCUAGAAUAGUAGAAACACCGAUCCUGAAAAUCUUAAGUACUACUCUAUGUAAUACUAAACAUCUAAGGAAUUUUGGUCGAAAUCAGAGAUUCCAACCUACAUGAAACUUUUAGUUACUUCUUUUAUAUAAAGUCUAUUUAUAUUCUUUGGUAUGGAUUAGAUAUUAGAAAGCAUUCAGAGUAAUGGUAAGCUAAUAGGAUUUGAAGAAACACGAAUGAUAAUCUUUAUUAUGCUUAUGUUAGUUGUCUAAUUUUAAACUGUUUAUUUUUCUGGAAGUAUUACAUGGCAAAAUAUUUCUUAUCAAUCUUCUAUGUUUAUCAUCUGCACUUGCAUUUAUUUAUCUUGGAAAAGCUAAGACAACAUAGAUUUUAUCAUUUUCGGAGAAUUAUUUGCUUUCCCAGCCUUUUUUAUUUCCUUUUUGGUAAUAAGCUUAAUAACAUGCUUUAGCUUUGAAAUAAUGAAUUCCCUAUUUAAAAUUCUUCCACAUUUCUUUGAAAAGAACUUAGAGAUAAUAGAAAAAGCUAUUUAGUAUUUUGAUGAUAAAUAUGCAGGAUUCAAAUUAAGCAAACUCUCUGACUCUAAAAGAGAAGGAGAUAGAGCUUAAACAAAUCACUUAACUUUGCUAGGAAUUAUCAAAUAAUAUUUUAAUGGACAAACAGAGGUUGAUGAAAUUGUUUAAUCUAUGAUGAAUACUGGAAUAGAUAAUAUUCAUACUGGCAUAAGUAAAAUAACCUAGAAGUUUGAAAAUCCAGAGUUCGAGUAAAAAUAUAUUAAGCGAGCAAUAAUUAGUUAGAUAAGUGUUAGCAAGUAUAUUAGCUUGAUAAUUUUCUUAACUUUCGAUAUUUUCUUGUUUGUAUAAAUCAUGACUGAACCUGGUUACACAAAUGGAGAAAAAGCAAUAUUGUUUGUAUUUAUCAGCAUGACUUUAGUUUUAACUUUAUCUAAAUGGAAAUAUGAAAAAUUCUUUAUAAUCCUAAAUUAUGCCUUAAUUUUGAUCAGGAUAGGUUAUUUAACAGCUGCAAUUUAAAUAAUAAAUGACUAUGAUAAUUUUCUUAUUAUGCUUGUUUUUAUGUACAUUUGCUAUUUUGUUUAGCUAGUGAGAAUGGAUAUUAUGAUUGCUGUUUACAUUUACUUUGCCGUUUAUGAUUCUAUCAACUUUGUGAUAGGUAUUUAAAACAGAUUUUCAUUUAUUAAUGAGUAUAUUGCUUAUUAUAUAAUCAAUGCGCUAACAAUAAUAUCAGCUUUUACUUAUAUCUUGAUGUCUUAGAAAUAUUAGUAUGGUAUGAUGGACAGAUACCAGUAUUUAUCUGCUAAUAAGCUUUAAUUGGAAAUGCAAAAAUUUAAUGAAGUUCUCUCAAUUUUACUACCGAAAUUCAUUAGAGAUUAAAUUCAGAGUGAUAAUUAGAAUGUUGUUAAGAUAGAAAAUUAAGUAGCUAUCAUUUUUUGUGAUAUUUAUAAUUUCGAUGAUAUAAUAGCUAAAAAGAAUGUAGAAGUCAUUAAAUUGUUAGAUAAUUUAUACAGGGCAUUUGAUAUUCUUUGCAAUUUAAAUGGAUUGCAAAAAAUAGAAACUGUUGGUAAGACCUAUAUGGCUUGUGGUGGCAUAGUUCAAAGUAAAUUGUAGUAGAGAGAAGGAUAGUAUAGUGAAGUAAAUGAAGUUAAAUGUGCCAUUAAUUUUGCCUUUGAAAUCUUAGAAUACUCAAGCACUCUCACUUUCGGUGAAGAUGGAGAAAAAAUAUAGUUAAAGAUUGGUAUUCAUUUUGGUAAUGUAAUUGCUGGAGUUAUUGGCUAUCACAAACCUUAAUUUUCUCUUAUUGGAGAUACUGUAAAUACUACUAGUAGAGUGUGUAGUACUUCUGAGCCAGGAACAGUAACCCUUUCAGAGCAAGCAUAUGAAAGAGUAAAAGAAAGUGAUUUAAAAGUUCAAUAAAUGGACAAGUUGGAAAAAGGUAAUGAAAAAUUCAGAAUAAAUGAUGCUAAAUAAAAAAGAGUUGAAGCUAAAGGAAAAGGUGAGCUAAUAACUUAUCAGGUUUAGAAAUAUAAAACUAAAAAAUUAGCUUCUUCACCUGAGGCUAUAAUGCCUUCUUCGAGAGAAAAAAUUUAAAAGCAAAAUGUCCCAUUAACUGCCUUAAAACUUGAAGAAUCUCCUUCAUCACAAUAAUUUCCAAAUAGCACAGACUAAGAUAUAGUUUUGGAUGAAAAUAAAGACACGUUUGAAAAGAACGCUGGUGCUCUUUUAUUGUUAUCUCCCUAAUAAUAAAUAAGACAAAGGUAAGCCUUAGCUCUAUAAUAGCAUCUACUAAAUUAAAAGGACCUUCCUGAAAUAGCUGAAUAAAAAGAGAGUGGGACUAAUAAUAUUUCUCCAAAAUUAAAAAGUAAUUUGUUUUAGCUAAUAUAGAGUGGUAACUAAACAAACAGCUCAAAUGCUUUAAGAUAAGAGCUUUUAAUUAAUCUGAAUUAAUAGAUUUUAGGGGAAAAUUAGUAAAACGAUGGUGGAGCAUUAGCAUAUUCAAGACAUAAUUCAAGUUACCUUAUUAAUGGUUAAAUUCAUAGGUAAUCAGCAGCAACACCAAGUAUACUUAACACUCCAGAAAAUUUAGUAAGAAGCAAUGCAUCAAAGCUAAGCAUUUCUUAAUAAAAUGCAGCUAUUUUAGGACAUACAAACAUAAGCUAAAAUAAUGCUAAUAUGAAUAUUCCAGUAUUUACUUAAACAAACAGUAUAUUAAAUUACUAAAACAACAGCAAUAUGCUCUCUCCUAAUAUUUUAGCUACAAGAGUUGAUAAAAGUGAUACCAAUGUUUAAGAUCUAACAAGUAACUUAGAAAUGAUAGAGCAAAAGGCUAAAUUGACAAUGGAUAACAGAAGUCACAAUUUUUCGAUUAGCCACUUCUAGGAAUUGAAAAGUGAAAAAAUUAACAACUUAGAUGCCUUAAAAUUAAAAUUAACAUAACCUAAUUUAAAUUCGUUAAAUGAAGAAUAAAAUUAUUAAGCUCCACAAAGUAACCUAAACUAAAACGGAGGAAACACAAGUAAGAGCUACGAAUAAUAAACACCUUCUAAAAAUGUGUAAUCUGUUGCAUAAAAGUUAAGACAUGCAGAAAACAAUUAACAAAAAAAGAAUUUGUCAAAAAAUAUUGCAAGCAUUCUUAUAAAUAUUAACAAUAAUGAGGUAGAAGAGCCUAAUCCUUCUAUGGACUCUAAAAAGCAGUCAAAAAUUUAGAGUAGUGCAGAGAGUAGAAAGAAUACUUCCAAUAAUACACUACCAAAGCAAGACGAUUUAUUGUAUCCAUUUUCAAAUAGUGGUAGUGUUAAUUUAAAUAUACCUGCCUUUGUACCUAACUCAAGCAGAAAUUCUAGCAGUGGUAUUGUGCCUCCAGUAAAUGCUAAUAAAGUUGACAACGGGUUACGCAAAAAAUCAAUUUUUAACCCUAAUAACUAAUUUAUUAAUAAUGCCAAUGGAGAAAUUUAGGUAGUUGGAAACCUUUCUAAACCUCCUUCGAAACAGAGAAUUGAGAAGGUAAAAUAAACACCAAAAGCAUUUAUGGGAUAUGAUAAAUCAAGACAUACUAUGUAUGCCAACCCUAAUAUUAAUAGUGUAAUUAACACUGUAAGUACUCCAUAAUCAAAAACAUCCUUGCAUAAACUUCAUUAAAUAAAAAAUUUGUAAGGAUUUACAGAUGUUGUUACAAAUCAAUUUCCAUUUGAUAGCAAUGCUGCUGUGGCAGGUGGAGCUAGUACAAAUAAAAUAUCAACAGGAAGUAUAAUUUAGAGAAUAAGUAAUGAAAAACAAUUUAAUUCUAAGAGUUACUCCGAAUUCGAUAAUAUAGAUUAAUCACCUAAGAGUAGCAAUAUCACGAAAUUGGCUAACUUUAACCCAACGACAACAGUGAAUUAAAAUGGCUAACAAAAUGUAAACUCUAAUACAAUCAACAUAGGUAAUAUCCAUACUCCUUUUCAAAGAUCUCCAAACAAAAGAAAUACUCGUACACCAGAGAAUACACAAUCACAUAUGGCUAACUAAAGUAGUCUUGAAAACAUACAAAAUUUUUUAAGUAAAGGUCAAGGAUAAAUUGAUUAAAGCAAUAGCAUUAUUCAUAAUGAACAAAAUUUAGAAAUCAGUCCUUAAACUUAACAAAAAAGAAAAUCAGUUUUCUAUAAUAAUAAUAUCAUUAAUACCAUGGCAAAUAACAAUUACAAUUGGAAUGCACAAAACACGAAUUCUUCCACUCUUAGUCCUCCUCUUGUAACAAAGAGUCAUAGAAUGAUAAACUAAAUUAACACACCUGUGAAUAGAAACGGUACUAUAAAUAGCGCAAACUUAAAAAGAAACUCAAAAAACUAUGGAAUUAUAUAAUAACCUGCUAUUAGUUCUAGUAUGCAAAAUCUACCUGAUCCAAGUGUGAUACAAAUAGUAAAAAAUAUAAAGGAAAUGGAAAAAAAGUAAGGGUUUUCUUAAAAUUAAGUAAGAAGAGGAUCGUCAGCUUAAAAUAUAGGUUUACCAGUCAGUUUACCUGCAAGUGACAAUAAAGUAAAGGCUGUAUUUAGUAACUAAAAUAGUAACCAUGAAAAAUAAUCAGCUUAAAGCAAAACGAGUAGCUUACAAAAAGAUUAAAAGGUUGCUACAAAUUAAAAUUUUCAAUAAUAGACUUUCGUUGCUACUAAUUAGGAUGAAAAAAGCAGUGAGGGCUUUUUCAAAUUCAUUCCACCUACUCCAAAAACAUUUUAAAAUCAAAUGGAAUCAAAUAUAUAAAAGACAAAUCCAGUUUUACAAAUAAAUUAAAUUAACUUUUAAUUCGAAUCAUCCCCUAAUGGGUAAUAAGAAAUCAAUUUAAAUAAUAACAAUAACAUAAAUAAUAAUAUUAACACUAACAACAAUUAUUUUAGAAAGGACUCCUCUUCCAAGAGCAAAUAAGUAAAUGAUUUAAAUAAUAUAAAUAUUUAUGAUAUUUAGUAUUAAAAUACACAAAAAUCGCCUGAAACUACUCCUAAGAAUAUAGGACGAUAAACUCCAUAAGGCAUAAUUAAUAGAUCUUCAUCAAAUACUAAUAAUUAGUCUUAAAGAAGCUCUAAUACACCAAAUGAAUCGAAUAAAAGAAAACUAAACUAAAACGAUUUAGCAAGUUAAGGUUAUCUUAAUUAAUAUUUAAAAAAUCCAAGUUAAAACGAUAAUUCUCUGAAUGCGACUCUCUUAAAAAGAAUGACUUUAGAAAAAAGGCUAACUGAGUUCGCUAUUCGCUCUAAGAGUAAUACAAAAUCUAGUAAAUAUACUCUCGAUAAUAAAAGUCCUCAGUUAGGUUAUUUACCAGUUUAAUAAGUAAAUUCGUAAGUCCAGUUAGACCACGAUAUUGAAUAAAUCAUGGAAGAAGAGGAAUAGUAAAUUAGAGAUGAUCAAAGCAUAAUGAGCUCAGAAAAGAAAUUAGUUUUUUUUGAUUACUAAGAAAUAAAUGAGAAAGUUGUUUCUGAAGGAAAGUAUAGCCUUGAGAACUAGGUAGACCCAAGUAAUUUAAGAUAAGUGUAUGAUGAGUAAGAUCUUGAAGAACUAUAAGAGAAAUAGUUUAAAAAGAAAGAUUAAAAUGAUUAAUAUAGAUUGACAUUUAAAGAUGUAUUACCAUACAAAGCAAAAGAUAAUGAAAAUGAAAUAGAGCUUUCUAAAGACUUCUUUGCACAGUAAAUCUAGAAAGCUUAAGACUCAAAUUAAAUCAAUUUGUGGGUAUGGUUAUGCAUCUAUAUUUUUAAGACCAUCUCUUAUUUGAUAGUAAGAGAUAAGCUGAUUAGUAUAUUUAUCUACGUAGUAGUUCUCAGAGCGAUUUACAUAGUAGGAUUUGCCUUUUUUGUUUACAAAGUAAAAAAUAUUUACAACUUAUGGAGAUUAAAAGAUAUUAAAUUUCUCAUUUACGGACUUUAUAUCACACAAUAUAUUUUCUUCUACAUAGAGACUUCUUUUAUGAGCUUAGAGGGAUAAAAUACAUUUUCAUCUAAUCUUUAAUCUGCUGAGCAAUUUAUAACUUUUGUCAUUUUUACUGAAUUUAUUUUUCAAUAUUUUUGUGAAAAAAUUAUUAUAUGCUUCAUUUACAUUUUCUCAGAGGUCAUGCUUUGCAUUUUUAAAUAAGGAUACUUUCGUCUAAUGACUCUUUUUUCUAUGACAUUAUUUUCCUCCCUUUAUCAUCUGAUUAUGCAUUACAUUAUCAUACAAUUUUAAAUAAGCAAUUUCAAUGAUAUUAGAAAUCUUGAAUUCAAGAGGCUUCUUUAUAAGCGUUUCCUUUACAAUCUGCUCCCAUCUCAUAUAAUGGGUCAACUGCUUUCUCAAUAGCAAGAUUAAUAAAGUGAACUAACUGAUAGUCUUUAAAAUACUACACUUUUAUUUGCUGAUAUAGCAGGUUUUACAAAAUACUGCUCAGGUAAAGAACCUGAGAAAGUUCUAUAAAUGCUCUAAAAAUUAUUUGUCUAGUUUGAUAAAGCUUGCAUUGAUAAUGAAGUAUAUAAGGUUUAUACUAUUGGUGAUUGCUAUGUUGUAAUGGGAACUCUGAAUGCAAAGCAGAGAAAACCACCUAUAGAGGCCAAGCAUGUUAUAGAAAUGGCAUUCUCGAUGAUCAAAUCUAUAGAUGAAAUGAAAAAAAGAGAAUUCUCAGAUAUUGAUAUGAGAAUUGGUAUUCAUACUGGUGAUAUCAUAGGAGGAGUCAUUGGUACAGAUAUAGUUAGAUAUGAUAUCUAUGGACCGAAUGUUUUGAUAGCAAAUAAAAUGGAAUCAAAUGGUGAGAGAGGAAGAGUAAUGAUCAGCGAAACUACAUAUAAACUAGUCAAAGGAAGCUUCCCCAAUUCUUUUAAUUUUGAAGAAAGAGAAGAAGAUGUAAUCAUAAAAUCUUUAAAUAACUUGUAAGUGAAGGCUUAUUUUGUAAGCCAAAAGUCAGAUGGUAAUAAUGAUUUCAUAUAGGCUGAUGAUUAAGGAUAAGAUUAACCAUAUAAUAUGUAUAAUCCAGAAGAUAGUGGAUAUACUGAAUAAGAUGAAAAUGAACAUGGGGAAGAAUACUACACUCAACAAGAUUAACAAUAUGAAGAUGAGAAUUAUGAUGAUGAAUAAUAUGAUUAGUAAUAAUAUGAAUAUGAAGGAUAGGAAGGGAGCAGCACAAAGAACCAUAAUACUUAAAAUAAUCAAAAUACAGAAAAUAAUUAGAUAUCUGAAAACAAUUAAAUUACUGAAAAUAAUUAAAACACCGAAAGCAACCAAAAGGAUAAUUAAAGUUGA
Messenger RNA from Tetrahymena thermophila SB210, 13956 nucleotides. RefSeq names its product sodium/calcium exchanger protein. The transcript has 20 exons. The record is from RefSeq and is a predicted model, not a curated record. Gene Ontology annotation, molecular function: adenylate cyclase activity. Gene Ontology annotation, biological process: cyclic nucleotide biosynthetic process; adenylate cyclase-activating G protein-coupled receptor signaling pathway; intracellular signal transduction. NCBI's taxonomy places the organism in Eukaryota, Ciliophora, Oligohymenophorea, Hymenostomatida, Tetrahymenidae.